Messenger RNA from Carya illinoinensis, 1538 nucleotides. RefSeq names its product protein ANTHESIS POMOTING FACTOR 1. NCBI's taxonomy places the organism in Eukaryota, Viridiplantae, Streptophyta, Magnoliopsida, Fagales, Juglandaceae. The transcript is spliced from 12 exons. The record is from RefSeq and is a predicted model, not a curated record. Gene Ontology annotation, molecular function: chromatin binding; protein binding. Bases 215 to 1213 code for a protein of 332 amino acids. Gene Ontology annotation, cellular component: Set1C/COMPASS complex.
AUAAUAGGUAAAUAAAUGAUUAAUAAACAUUUCUCUAGAUACCAGUAUUUCCUGCUCCGGACUCCAGAGAGUCGUGGUGGUGUGGUGCUCCGAUCUUAUGUUUUCCGGCGGUCGGAGUUGUUCGUAGUUAGGGCUUCCGAACUUUCUUCAAAACUUAUCCUUUUACUCUGAGUGAAACUUGCGAAUCAGAGACCGAAACAAAAACAAAUAAAGAAUGGGUGGAACAAAAUCUGAGAGAGAAGAAAAGGUUUCCUUGGAGCUCAGUGAAGAAAUUCUUCAGAGCAUGGAAGUCGGCAUGACCUUCAGAGACUAUAGUGGUAGAAUUAGUUCGAUGGAUUUUCAUAAGACAUCAAGUUAUCUAGUGACGGCUAGUGACGAUGAAUCCAUCCGCCUUUAUGAUGUCGCUAGUGCAACCUGUUUGAAGACAAUCAACAGCAAAAAGUAUGGAGUUGAUCUGGUUUGCUUUACUUCUCACCCUACAACAGUCAUAUACUCUUCAAAAAAUGGUUGGGACGAAUCUCUGAGGCUACUAUCAUUGCAUGACUACAAGUAUUUGCGGUAUUUCAAAGGUCACCAUGACAGGGUUGUGUCACUCAGCUUGUGUUCUCGCAAAGAAUGCUUCAUCUCUGGUUCUCUUGAUCGAACAGUUUUGCUUUGGGAUCAACGAGCUGAAAAGUGUCAGGGGCUUUUACAUGUACAAGGAAGGCCUGCUACAUCAUACGAUGAACAAGGGUUAGUCUUUGCUAUUGCCUUUGGAGGAUACAUAAGAAUGUUUGAUGCUCGCAAGUACGAAAGGGGUCCUUUUGACAUCUUUCCUGUUGGGGGGGAUACAUCUGAUGCAAAUGUUGUAAAGUUCAGUAAUGAUGGGAGACUUUUGCUUUUGACAACUAUGGAUGGACAUAUUCAUGUGCUUGACUCAUUCCGUGGCACACUUUUAUCCACAUAUAAUGUCAAGCCUGUUUCAGUCAAUUCCACUUUAGAGGCAUCUUUCAGUCCAGAGGGAAUGUUUGUGAUAUCAGGCUCAGGGGAUGGUAGUGUUUAUGCUUGGAGUGUACGAAGUGGAAAAGAAGUUGCUAGCUGGAUGAGUACUGACACUGAGCCUCCAGUCAUAAAAUGGGCUCCUGGAAGUCUUACAUUUGUAACUGGCUCGUCUGAACUGUCAUUCUGGAUACCAGACUUGUCUAAGCUGGGAGCUUAUGCUGCAAGGAAGUAGAAUUGCUGUCAUCUAGCCAGAAUUUCAACCGUGAAGCAUUUGUAAGUUUUUUGCUUUGCAGGGGACAGUUACCAAACAGAGAAAGGAAAAUGAGUUCCAUAUACAAAAUCAUAUUGUUAAAUCUGAGGAGCUCCUUUUGAGAGGCGGCUGUAGAUGCUCAUGUUAGGAAAUACUCAACCCUACCGCAACCCUAGCCUGUAGCGGGUUAAUUUUAACGGGAUGCCCCAUUCCCGCUCUGUAUGUAUUUUUGAAAAGGUUGUGUAUUGGAUUGGAGAAAUUGCCAUUCCGAGUCGUUAGUUCAGGUAUCAAAAAGUCAUUUUUAGCC